CUUGUUGGAAGUUGAAAUUGAAGAGAAAAAUCUUCAUAGUGGACUCUGAGCAGGACAAGUACACAGUGCUGAUGGCAGCGUGUGCUGCUCAUGCUUCAGAGGAAAACAUCUUGAAGACUGUGGAACUACUGCUGUCAAGGAAUGUCGACCCUAACCUUACUUGCAGGAGACAAAUGACUCCGUUGAGGUAUGCAGCUAGAAAAGGCUCUUCUCGUGGUGUUGGUCUUCUUGUUGCUCAUGGAUCACACAUAAAUGCCCAAGAUGAAGAUGGAUGUUCAGCAUUAAUAUGGGCAGCACACCAUGGACACAAAAAUGUCAUUUUUAAGUUGCUGGAGCUUGGAGCUGACAAAAAUCUACAGACUAAGGAUGAGAAGACAGCAGCAGAGCUAGCAAAAAUCAAUAAGCAUUCAGAGAUUUAUAGUUUACUCUCUUUGGCUGUAAAUCCCUCGCAAGGGAAAUACCAUGAAACGAUGAAGCAAGAGGCUAGCUACAAAUUUCUGACAGCUGUCCCUGACCACAGAGUUGGUUUCUAUUCAGCUUUGGAUGACAUGGAAGUAUUUUUACAUGGUCCUGGUCUAGAACACCUAAUAGGAUUAUUGAAGAUAGCACUGCAGUGGGCGCCAACUGAAAGAUACAUUGAAGUCUGCAGAGACAUGGUUUCCAGUGUUGAAAGGUUGGGAGAAGAAGUUGCCAGACUGAAGGACCUCGUGGAGAAGCAUGAACAGAAGAAUGACCCCAGUCAAGCGGUAUUCCCAGAAAAAGCACCCACCUUGGAAAAAAGAUUAGUAAAAAUGGGAGCAAUAACAGUGCUUGCGUUUGUUUUUUUCUUCUUUAUAACUAAGUUAAUGGCAAAGAAAGAGUGACUUUUUUUAGUGCUUUGAAUACUUUUUGGAAAAUUUGGUCGCAUUAUGCUUCUAUUCAGCAUAUGUAACUGAGCUGAAUUCAUAUGAAAAUUACUGGUUUCUCAUCAUAUCAGUAAUAUUUGCAUCCAGUACACACUUCAGUCUAGAAUCAAAAAUAAAAUCUCCUUAUGUAAAAGCGUAUUAAGGUUUUGUUUCUAGUAUAGACAGUUUGUACAGAAUCUCCUCGAAGUUGCUUUUUUGCCACAAGGUUGUAACUAUUACUUACUGAUUACUAGUUUUGUUUUCACUUGCUGUUCAGUUGCUGUCAUAGCUGCUUCCUGCUGUUCACAAACGUAAACAUAAGCAAAUAAUACUGUAUUGUUUAUGUUGCAUGCUCGUAUUUAAAAUGAUCACGAUGGUGGGUUUUGCCUUUUUAAUAUUAAGUAUCAUGAUUUCUAUGUUGAGAAAGAUCUUUUGCAGUACAGAUUCAUAUGAAAAAC
Molecule: messenger RNA, 1342 nt
Organism: Anas platyrhynchos (mallard)
Lineage: Eukaryota; Metazoa; Chordata; Aves; Anseriformes; Anatidae
Source: RefSeq, a predicted model, not a curated record